Molecule: messenger RNA, 1167 nt
Organism: Rubroshorea leprosula
Lineage: Eukaryota; Viridiplantae; Streptophyta; Magnoliopsida; Malvales; Dipterocarpaceae
Source: the annotation of a GenBank genome assembly
UUACAUUACAUGGGAUGGGAUUUCAUUUUUACAGACUUUACACAAAGUCUCACUCUCAUGCUCCUCUUUCUCCCUCUCAUGGCCGUUGAUCUCCCAUUCUCUUGCUCUCCUCCAUCUCACUUGUUGUCGAAGCCGGUGCUACUCUGACGAGGAGGCUCUAUCGCAUUGAUUGUGUGAUGCUAUUCCGGCAACGGUCUGUUAGUCUCGUCUUCCAUUCUGGUCUCUACCAUAAAAUCUGGGGUGGUGUUCCCACUAAAGGGCAAGUGGCUAAGUGCUUGGCCCAGGCCAAUUACAACAAUCAUUGGUUGUAAACCUGUUAUUUUCUCUAGUCUUGCCUUAUUUGGAUUGCUCUUCUAAAACUUAUCCUUUGGGUUUAUCAUUUGUGUCAAUUUAGUUAGUUGCUUUACUCUGUAUCUUUGUCAUUGUCUAUGGGUAACUCUUCUGUAAUUUAUUCUCUCAUAUCUUGGAACUUGACUGCUCUACUCUGUAUCUUUGUCAUUGUCUAUGGGUAACUCGUCUGUAAUUUAUUCUCUCAAAUCUUGGAACUUGACUGUUACCUAACACAUUUUUUUUGUUCCACCUCUGUUGAUGAUGCAUUAUUUACUUUUAUUUGUGUGCCACUUUUGAUCCAUGGAUGCUUCAUAAUGUUUCUAGAUAUGGCUUCAGCUGCAUUCAUUUACUCUCCCUGUAAUAGGGUUUGUUGCUCAACUUCUGGGCAAGGAUGUACCCGUUGUCUUAUUCUGAUCGAGUGAAGGUUAAAAAGGCCCUUAGAGGAGUGAAAGUUGAGGCAACCCACAGAGGGAAUGUAUGGAGAAAAUACUGUGUUUCAGGAUUGAUAUCUCAACCUACCAGCGAGCUAGCGUUUCCCAUAGAUGACAACUCAACAAUGAAGUCAGUUUGUCAAAUACUUCCAGGAGAUGUAUGGCUUCACCAUUCAGCACACACAUUUACUUUGCUAGUAGACAUGUAUUUGAGGUUAAUUAGCCAUCAAAUGUGAAAUCAUAUAUUUUUAUUCAUUACAUGGAUUGGUUGCUUAAGACCCUUUUCUUGAUUUUUUUCCCCCAAAUGUUUCAAUGCUGCCUCACAUGCUUUCACAUUUUUAUUUUGUUGUGCAGGGUUGGUUCUUGUUCUAUACUUGUUGAGCUUAAACAAAAUUGUCAAGAGCCA